AUGGAGUUCCCCGAACCUCAUAUUCUAAACCGGUCUCUGGAGAAUGGUGAGGAUGGAGAAGGUUCUCAACCCUUAUCCGAGAUUCAGCAUAACCAAGGAGCCCGAAUACAGACGAUACUAGCAUUCGCUGAGGGUUCUAUCAACUUGGUUGUGUCCACUUUUGUCAUUCUCAGCAUUGUUUGUUUCAGGAGGAAGUUUAAAAAUCAGAUAAAACUGUACUUUAACAUGGUGGUAGCUUGUUUCUGUGCUGGUCUAUAUCAGGUCACGUCCAGAGCAGUCACCCUUGUAUUCCACUACAGUAAACACCCAAAUAAUGAGCUAAUAAUAAGUCUUGAGUCGGAGCUGGUUGAUUUUCCUCCUUGUAUUGCCGUCCUCUACUUUUGGAUCCUAACAAGGGACCUUAUAUUCCUGUCCACAGUUCCAAUUACACUCGAUAGGAUCCUGGCAGUUAGCAAACCUCAUUCCUACAAACGAUAUUCAACCAAUAGAUUCUUCUCAGGUACAAUAUCCCUGAGUUGGGUAGCGACAGGAAUACACGUGGGGGCUACAGCUCUAGCUACACUCUUCACUGACAAUAGAAUAUUCCUUUCUCAGCACACUCUUCAGUGCACCUUCCAACACCAUCACUUCUCGGUUGGUGAAGCCGAAUCUUUCUGA
Molecule: messenger RNA, 657 nt
Organism: Bolinopsis microptera
Lineage: Eukaryota; Metazoa; Ctenophora; Tentaculata; Lobata; Bolinopsidae
Exons: 6
Coding region: 1-657 (218 amino acids)
Source: RefSeq, a predicted model, not a curated record